ACUUCUUGUUCAAGAUGCCGGUGGCAACUAGAAGGCAGACAUCUCGAGGCAACAAUACAUCUUUAACACAGCCGCUCAAUGCGGCACCAACUGGAGCUCAAAGUAAUCCGACAUCCGCGAGUUCUCCUUGGGACUCUAUGGACGCAGUUUUGAAUGAAAUGCCAGUGAUUAAAUGGGUUUGGCAAGUGAUAAAAGUCAUCUUGGAAUUCAAGAACUCUCACCCGAAAACAGUUCUCGGUAUAUUGUCUACCCUUAUUGUACUCAUAUCGAUUUAUGCCGUUGUAAAAAUUCCCCAGCUGUAUACAGCCUACGAUAACACAACUGGUGUUUGGAACAGACUUUUUCCACCUGAUUUACCAAGCGUUUAUUUCAACGAGGUUUCGUGGCCUCCAAGGCAUCGAUGGGUUUGGCGUGAAGAAGAACUUUUCAACGUAACGAGGCGGAUAACGGUGCUGUCCAAAGAACAUGAUGGGAAGCAAGUUCACAUGUAUUUGAUCGGCGGUCCAGGUUCAGGGAAAUCGGAACUCGCUAGACAAGUGGGGCUUCGUUUAAAUGAAUCACUGAAGCAAGACCAUAGACCGGUUGACAUCAUAACAAUCCAGGCUGCCGCUGUCACUUCGCUCAUAUCAAGCCUUGUUGACUCAAUUUCUUCUCUCAGUAAAAGUUCAGCGGAAAAGACGGACGGUAUGAAACAAAUCAAAGAUGAGUUGAGUCUUAAAUUCGGCGAUUUGUUCUCAAAGGAAGGAGAUGAUUUAAAAACUGAAAUGAAACUAAAGAUUAUUUAUGCACAACUUUGCAAGCUUUUUAAACAACGAAACAGCCGCCCAGUGUUGAUUUUCGACAACGUGCGAGAGUUGAAGUGGUUGUUCCACAACCUUAACCUUGAACCAGGAAGUCAGCAUUUCACGACUUUUGUAGUCAUCGUUACACUAGAAAAGCGCGUGUCUGUGAAAAGACUAAGUGAUUACGUAGAGGUACAGGAUUUAUACGAGGGCAUGACCUCAAAUGAUUCCAUUAAACUUCUGCAACUGAUUACAGGAUUAGACAAAAGCAGCCAGCGCAAUGCUAAGGAACUCGCGGAUAUUCUCGGAAGGCAACCACUCGCUGUUGCCACCGCUGCGAUCUAUAUAGAAAGCGUGCGCCAAGGUCCCCCCAAGCGUUCGACAUAUUCUUAUGCAGACUAAAUUUCUGAGU
Molecule: messenger RNA, 1194 nt
Organism: Stylophora pistillata
Lineage: Eukaryota; Metazoa; Cnidaria; Anthozoa; Scleractinia; Pocilloporidae
Source: RefSeq, a predicted model, not a curated record